This is a messenger RNA of Enterobius vermicularis (human pinworm), 210 nucleotides long. NCBI's taxonomy places the organism in Eukaryota, Metazoa, Nematoda, Chromadorea, Rhabditida, Oxyuridae. The record is from the annotation of a GenBank genome assembly.
AUGUCCUGGGAAGAUUCGGGAAGGUUUCGGGCAAUUGUCGAGACAGUUAAGGGGAUGAUCACGCGACGCGUGGCGUUGCGUUUAAGUGACGGCGACAACGGCCGCUUUGCAUCAUUGGUUGUCUUUGUUGGUGGCUCGUCCUUGUGUCUGAAUACGCUUUUUCGUAUGUCCAUCCACUAUCGACCGGCGAUUAGGUACGCGCGUACGUAA